GAUGUGAUCAACAGCGAUAGCACAUUGGGAUUAUAACAGUUUUCACAGAUCAACGGGAAGGAAGAGUAGCAAAACGAGGACAAGCUUGCGGAACCUAACUAACUGCUGCGGACUGGACAACUGAAGAAGGAGGACAGAGGAAGGGAGCUAGAAUGGAUAAACUAAACACAAUUUAAGGAGAUCAAUUUGAACUUUGUUUCCGUCUGUCUUCUGCCGGCCUCAGACCUGCCAGACCCGAGCUGCUGGUGUAAACCAACACAGAGUAAUUUUCUCAGCAUCAGCCAGUUGACCGAUGAAGUCAGCACUGUAGGAAAGAUUGGCGAUGAUCCGCUUUCAGCUUUGUCAGAAGUGUCAGGGCCGUCGCCGUUAGAUCUCAUUGUAUUUGCAGUGGCACAGAGAGUGAGAGAGUGUGGGCAGCGUGUAGUAAUCUGAGGAUGACACCCGCACUUUAUUCCAUCAAAUAGUGCUCAGUGAGGUGUGUGGUGCAGUUCGUCACGCUUUGUCUAUACACUCUAAAAACACACAUUAGGCACUCACAAACACACCUGAUCUACACUCUCCGGCAGACCAGCAACCGAUUGGGUCCUCAAUCAGCAGAAUUCUGUCCGGACCUGAAACACAGCAGGCUUUCAGAUUAGUGUGUAUGAGUGAGCGUGCAUCUGGAGUGCACCCAGGCGCUGACUGUACCCAGUGGAGCAUGUUGGAUAGGAAGAGUUAGGCAGGUCGAUGCUGCACGAUUAUACUGUCUGAUAGCCUGUGAUUAUUCUGAGGUGUCUAAAAUUACCAUGUAAAAUCACUGUCCAUUUGCUCAACAGUGUGUACACAAUGGCGUAUUGACAGCAUUCUAGCAUUCAAGCGAAUAAUGGUAGAUACCCUGUCAGGAUAAUGUGCACGUCUCUGGGGUAAAAUAGCGGAUCAAAUACGUAAUAUCUGUAACUAAAGUGUCUGACUGCAGUUUGCUCAACCCUUCGCAAGUUGGUUAUUCUACAAAGGGCAAGGACUUUCAUUUGCUCUUUACAGAGCACUACUUGAACUCAAUGAAUUUUAUUUAACCUUAGCUAUCUCCACAUGAGUUAGAUAGUAAGAUAGUGUCUCCAUCUCUCCAAAGCCCUGCACAGUGUGGUAAUAGCUGAAAGGAACAUUGACUUGUGCCUGCAGAUUUGUUGAGUGAGAUGAGCUGAAAACCUUGUUUUUGACUCAUUAAAAUACAAUAUGUUUGAAGAUGAAGAUUGUUGCCCUGGAUUUCUCUGUCCUUGAGGGCACAGCAUUGUAGAUAGCUCUAUUUUAAAAGUUACCAUUCAGUCAACGCUAGUAUAGAUAAACUAGAUUUCCUUUGGAACAUAGUUUCUCAGGCAGCAUCUGACUCAAAUAUGGCAGUAUUGAUGUUUUCUGUUCUUUGGAGCAGUGUAGUUUGACCUGCAGGAGACAACAAGCAUACAUUGUUGUGGUUAACUGUGCAGCUGAUUGUUAGGGCUCGUUUCGCUCAGAACUUGCUUAGAUCUGACCUCAUUCAGUUAAUUUGCGAAGCUGCCACUACUGAAUACAGUUCCUGGUAAAGACUACAGUGUUGCAGGUCUGCUUGGACACCUUUGGUAUUGGUUUUUCUGGUUUAUCGAUCUGAGAAUCUUAGGCCUUGGUCUCAGGAGGCUCAGAGCACUGUGGUGAAAAAAAUAGCUUGCCUAUCUGUGUUCGUUGUGUUGUUUUGUUUUGUUUAGAUGGGACCGAGCCCUUGGACGGCUUUGUAGCAGCAAAGCUUUCCCAUUUGUAUGGAUUUAAAGCAAUAUGCAUCGUAAGUUCUUUCUAAGCAACACGAGGUGCUAGUCAACAGAGGAAAUUUGUUACUCUGAGCUCAUCUCUGUGUGCAUUGUGAUAUAGUGCCUAAAUCACUAGCUCUGUUAUCACUCCGAGCUCUGGCCAAACGUCUGUGUGUUACAUGCAAGCCCUGGCAACAAGUCAGUCCUAUGUGACUUUGCAGCUACAGCAGUUUCUUUGCAUGUGUUGUGAUGCAGUGUGGAGCAUAAGAGCGCUUUCUUUAUGCGUUUUCCUCAAACAACAACUUCUGUCUGAUUGCGCUAAUGUAAAGCUGAGCAGUUAGUGUGUGCGCACGUCUGCAGCAUAGCAGCUGAGAACAAAUCAGAGUGCAUGUGUGUGUGCGGACUAGUUUGUCUAUAGCAAGUGCAGCCAGGGUCACAGAGGAGCCAUUGAUCAAACGUGCACAGCCACGUACACGUUCACACAUAUACACACACAACUUCUCAAUACACAAUGAAGGCUGUCCGAAGCUCUGUCCUCUGCCGCCUCCUCCCUGCCCCCUUCUCUCUGGCCUUGCGCAGCCUGGUCCUGGUCCUGGUCCUGCUCUGCUUCACUCCCCAUUGUCAGGCGGUGCAAGCAGAGAAUGUGACAGUCUUGGAGGGAGGUACGGCCCAGAUCUCCUGCCGCCUUCAAAACUAUGAUGGAUCAAUUGUAGUCAUCCAGAAUCCCCGUCGGCAGACUCUUUUCUUCAAUGGCACGAGAGCUCUGAAGGACGACCGCUUCCAGAUGGUGCUCUUCACACCACGGCUGGUGCGCAUCACGCUGACCAACGUCAGCGUGUAUGAUGAGGGCGGCUACUUCUGCCAGCUCUACACGGACGCGACGCACCACCAGGUGGCAACGCUCUCCGUUCUGGUGCCCCCGGAGACGCCAACGGUGGAGGUGAAGCAGGAGGCUGUGGAGGGCGGAGAGGUGGAGCUCACCUGUGUGUCGCCGAGAAGCAAGCCGGCCGCCACCCUGCGUUGGAUGCGUAAUGGCCGGGAGAUACCAGGUGUGGUCUCCCAGCAGGACAAUUCAAAGACGUUCAGUGUGUCCAGCACCAUCCGCAUUCCUGUUGAAAGGAAAGACAACGGGGCGGCGCUGAGCUGUGAGGCAUUCCACCCUGCACUGAAUGGGCAGAAAAGGAUUCGGCAUUAUCGCCUGGAUGUCUAUUUUGCACCCACAGUGCGAAUUGUUCCUCCUUCUGGCAUUUUGAGAGAAGGCGACUCACUCACCCUCACCUGCUCCGUCACCGGCAACCCUCUGCCCAGAAACAUUCAGUGGUCGAAGAUUAACGACACCUUACCUGAGAGGGCAGAGAUCUCUGGGCCUACUCUUCAGAUUUCCCGUCUCAGCCAGUCGCACAACGGGACGUACUUGUGCCAGGCCCAAAACAACUUUGGACGUGCUGCUGAUCACUACACCCUGUUGGUGUAUGAGAAUGUGUCAGUCACUACCAUGGUCCCUCCCACUCCUUCUACUACCCAACCAAACACCUCCCAUCCUGCCACCCCAACCCUCCUAACACCCAGCUUCGGCCCAGACGCGAAAGAUCCUGGUGCAGUGGUAGAGACUCACAGUGCAGUACCUUAUGCAGUGAUAGGCGGCGUUCUGGCACUGCUGGUUUUCACCGUCAUCUGCGUACUCAUUGUCACCAUCUGGUGCUCCGUCCGACAGAAAGGCUCAUACCGUACACGAGAGCCUAUUCUUGCCUGGUAUUGACCUAACAAUCAGUUCACUAAUGAAUUAAUCAGUCAUAGGUUCCUAUCUUACCCAUGAGGCCAGUGGGUUGGAUGAACAUGGUGAGGUGCAGGAGGCCUUCCUCAAUGGGAACGACGCCAGCCAGGGCAAGAAGGAGUACCUACUGUAGCCCUUCUCCUUCCCUAUUCCCUCCUCUUCUGACCUCAUACCCCUACCCCUUCCUCUCCCUGUUUCCCACCUUAUAUACAGUACACACACACACACACACACACACACACGCACACACACACACACACACACACACAGAACCACAAACACUUCUAUACAAUGCGCCAUAACAGGCGGCCUUCUGAAAACGACUGUAAACAGAUACUGCACACAGCCAAUCCAUCCCGCUCUAUUCCACUUCAUGUCCUCCAUGUCCGCGUACACAUAAACCAAGAGACAGACUGAGAAAAAGAGAGCCUCUACACCCACCAGCCAUUAACGACUGUGCCAUAUACUGUAAGUCGGAGAAACUCGGGAAAAUAGAGAGGGUGACUGAGAGAGGGGGGAGGGACAGAGUGAGGUGAAUGUAGACAAAAACGUAAUGAUGCCAUAAUUAUUUUGAUCGAGAGGGAAGCAGGGAGCACAAAGAAAGCCGGCACUCUGACUGUGCAGCUGCCAAAGUGGAAGGGGAAUUAAAGGCAGAUGACUGCUAUAAUUCCCUGCCUGGAGAAUAGAAGAAUCCAUUUCACAAAGCUCUGUCUUUAACUGACGGAGACAGUGGAAGCUGUGUGUGAGAAGGGAGGGUGGACAAAAGAGAGAGGAAGAGUUGAUCAGGAGCUAUUGAGUGCUCGAUGCUAGAAAAUUGAAAUUUUUCAAAUUACCAAAACAUAUUGCCUGCAGAGUGCAACUCAUAUAUAAUUUUCUGACUAUUCUGGAGUGUGUAAGGCCAGAGUUACAAGAAGUAUCCGUACUUUAUGAACAAGCUAAAUGUCCUGUUUUUCUGUCCCCCUUGAGUGGGCUGCCAAUUUGUGAAAAAAAUCUACUUUAAGGGAUUUUUUCUCCUCUCACUGCAACAGUGAAGGAAAGGUUGUUUUUUCUUUACAUUUGCUCUACACAUCGUCUUUCCUCUCCGUUCACCUGUUACCAUCCUCUCCCCUCUCUCUUGUAUCUCUCUUUCUCUUCUGUCUGUUCCUCCUCUAUCGCUCGUCCUUUGUUGGCUCCUAAUAAUGAAAGGAUUAGUGUUGGGCUGCGUUCCCGAGAAAGAAGAAAGGAAUAUGACUUGCUAAGGCAUUAAAGAAAAGCUUAAUUAUUUUAGAAUGUCAUUAAGAGGAUAAAAAGGUUUGAAAGUCUUAAUAAGAAGGGCAAGGGGAGCGAUAGCAAAAGGAAGGAAUGAGAGAAUUAAAUGGAUGGAUAUUUUUCUGAAUGCUACCACACAUAUGAAAAUACAUGCACACAUUCAUACGUACAGUAAACAUGUUGACAGAACAAGUAUACAUAUCUCUGAAUUCAUUGUUUGUAUAAAAAAGAACAGCAACAUAAAUUAAAUUAAACUUUUAAGAAAUAAGAACAGUUUACUAUUGAAACGCAUUAUGAAGCAACUAUACUAACACAGAAUAUUAGCCUAUAGAGGUGCAAAGCCGAACAAACUACUGUCCAGUGAUCUUUAAAGAAAAUAAAGAAAAGGAUAAAAAAAAUCAUGUCUUUAUGAGAAACCAGAGGUCUUAUUGAUUUUUUAUUAAUUAUUAUUAUUAUUAUUUGAACAAUUAUGAUUGUUGUUACUGUUAUUAUUAUUGACGUUGUUAUUAUUAUAAUUGUAAAUGCUAAAGAAAUGUACACUUCCCAUGGUUUGUUUUUGGUUCUACUGUAGAAAAAUUGCUGUCUUUUUACACUCUUUUCCUCUUACCUUUCCUCUCUUUCCCAGUCUUUCUCUCUCUUUGUCUCCUGUGCCUAGUUGUCUCUUCUCCUGUCUUUCACUCUUGUUUAUUUUAGAAUCCAUGUGUCAUUGUUGAUAUAUAGCUAACUAUUUCUUUAUAGGGGAAAGAUACAAAGCACGACAAAAUAAAAAAAAGAAUCCAAAAAUAA
Molecule: messenger RNA, 5562 nt
Organism: Amphiprion ocellaris (clown anemonefish)
Lineage: Eukaryota; Metazoa; Chordata; Actinopteri; Pomacentridae
Gene: cadm4
Product: cell adhesion molecule 4
Exons: 10
Coding region: 2266-3513 (415 amino acids)
Biological process (GO): regulation of wound healing; negative regulation of peptidyl-tyrosine phosphorylation; regulation of Rac protein signal transduction
Cellular component (GO): cell-cell contact zone
Molecular function (GO): vascular endothelial growth factor receptor 2 binding
Source: RefSeq, a predicted model, not a curated record